AGCACCUGAGCAGCGCGGCCCAGGCCGAGGCGCGGGCACAGGAAGUGUCUCAGAGCGCUCUCCACCACCAGCACGUCGAAGCUGCUGGCCAGGAUCUUCACAUUCAAAAGGUGCUGAAGAACGAACCCCCUGCCCCAGGCCCCUAGGGGCUCCCCGAGGCCAGGUGGGGCCAUGGCAGGGCCUGGCUGGCUGGGGCUGGGCCUGUUUUGCUGGGUUCUGUUGGCCGUGCCCGUGGGCCCCCAGCCGGCCUCUGUGCUGCCACGCACCACACUGACCCCGGCACCCCAGAGUGAGGCCUCGGUGCUGUCUCUCAACCUGGGCCUGAACUUCAAAUUCCACCUGCGGGGGCCUGCAGCUGCAUGGGGCCAUCCUGCCACUGAGAAUCAGCCGCUGUCUGCUGGGUCCAGCUGGGACUUAGAGGAAGGGGCGUCCAGUGGACUGCGGACUGACCCCCUUUGGGAACUGCUGGUGGGGUCCCUUGGGAACUCCCCUCCAGAGUGGGGCUCAGCGGAGGGCAGCUCGGCUCAUGGCACCCCAUCCCUGCCUCGAGAGUCCACAACCCCCCUUUCUGGUCCCACCAACUGGCCAGCUGCUACCUCCCAGCCCAGGAGGAUCAUGGGAACCUGGGACACUGCCCUGACUGCAGCCACAGCCCCUCCCUCCAGUGCACCCAGGCCUCCCCAGAGCGAGCUGGAACUGAAGUUCGACAUGGCGUUGAGAGCAGGUGCGGCCCCCACACUAGGGCACCGGACGCUGCCCCUGCUGCCCAGCCUGCGGGCAAGCCUGGCCGAGAUCGCUGGGCGCCUGGGACCCUUCGGGUUCUUUGGCACCACGUUGGCGCCACUCCGGAACUUCUCAAGCCCCAGCCCCCAGGGACCAGCCACAGGUGCAGGCUCUACCUCUGCAGUUUCAGAAACUCCAGGAUUCUUCGACACAUCUCCAUCCCCACCCCCAUCCUCCCUGGAAAAAAGGGCCCCAAGUGGACACCCCCUGGACUCAACUGCUUCCUUCCGCCCGGUCUGGGGUCUUGCUCAACUCCUAGAUGAUGCCACACUCCCCACCAUUGGCCCAGAGGACCCCACCUCUGCCAGUCUCGGGACCCCAUCGGAGCCCGAGUGUGGGCUGGCAUCCUGCAACAGCGAGGACCUGCCGGGAGUGGAUGCGCCGCCGGUGGGCCCGCUGCCUCUCUUCUUCCUGAGCCUGGAGGCCGACUGGGCCGAGGCCCGGGCUCGCUGGGGCCUGGCCUGGGAGGCGCAUGUCUACGGGGUGGGCGCGCUUUUCGGCCUGGUGGCACUGCUGGCUCUGCUGGCGCUGGCCCUCCUGCCCUGGCGCUGCCCGCCUGGUGCCCCGUGCCUGGCGCUGCUGGACCUGCUCCUGCUGUCGGCCGGCACCACGCGGGCCUUCCCGCUCUUCUACGACGCUUACGGGCACCGCGAGCGGCUGCCGGCGCUCGCCUGGCUGCUGCUGCAGGACCUGCCCCUGCCCUGCCUGGCUGCGGGGCUGGGCCUGGCCUGCCUGCUGCUGUCCCGCCCGCGUCCCCCGCGCUGUCCCGCCGGCCUGGCCGCGCUGCUGCUGCUGCUGGGCCUGGGGUUGGCAGCCGCGGCCGCUCUGGGCAGCGCCGCCCACCACCCGCUGCGGCCCCUGCGGCUGGCCUCCCGGGGACUGCACGCCUUCCUGGCCGCCCUCCUGUCCGGGCUCCUGCUGGCCCUCUCCUGCGUGGGGGGCCGGCGGCGGCGAGCCAGGGUCCCCCUGGGGGGCUCGGGCUUCAAGCGCACCACCCCUCUCCCGCAGGCGCGCAGUCCGUUCGCGCCGCGGGACUCGUGGCGGCGCGCGGCGCGCACGGCCCCGGUGGCCGGGACCUUCGGGCUGCUGAGCGGAGCCCUGCAAGGCUACGAGGUGCUGCACGCGCUGGGCUACGGCGGCCAGCCGGGCCUGGAGGGGCCCUGGCCCUGGUGGGCCUUCCAGCUGGGCCUGCGCCUAGGCGAAGUGGGCGUCGCGCUCCCCCUGGCGCUGCUGGGCCUCUACCCUGCCCUCUGCAGCCCCCGCGUGCCGCCUCGCUGCUGGGCCAAGCUCUUCCGGUGGUCCCCGGGCCACGCGGCCCCCCUGCUGCCGGGAGGGUGGGUGCCUGGGCCCCCCGAUAAGGAGCCGUUAGGAGGUGCCAUCGCGCGCGGCGAGGCGGAGCUGCUGCAGCUGUGCGCCCUGGCGGGCCCGGGGCCCGAUCUCCUGCUCCAGGGCGUGGCCGGCCGGGGCUUCGAAGGCUCCGCGGUCCACCCCGGCCUUUCCUCGGCCUCGUCCCCUUGUAGCGACUACACCGUGGACUUCCGCCCGCCCUCGCCCAUCAACCUGCGGCGCAGCAUAGAGGAGGCUUUGUGCAGCGAGGCUCUGCUGGCGCCCGGCUUCUUCCAGGGUCCUGCGUUCGGGGAAGGCCUCCCCGGGCUCGAUCUCUACCGCACCGCCUCGCUGGGGGCAAACACGGGGGGGAUCGGGCCUCGCGGGGCAUCUCAGGAGGUCCCAGGGUCCCCAGCGCCCCCCGAGCUGCCCUCUCCCGGGGCCUGGCCCGCAGGCAGCAGCGCCUCCUCGGGCUCGCUGUGCGGACUGUCCCGGGACAGCUCUUCCAUGCUUUUGUGCUCCAGCCCCGACCGGCCCCCGCGCUGCCCUCUGGUCUGCGUGCUCAGCCCUCCACGGCCCUCCGCUGGCAGUCCCAGCCUGCCCGCCUCCUCCGGCACCUACCGGGCCCUGUCCCCACCCUCCCGCGACUCCCUGGAGCCUGGACUCCAGCUGCCAGCCGAAGAGGCCUUGCUGCAUGAGCAAUUUUUGGACGCCUGCCGCCAGAUCGACGAGUUGAGCAUGGGCAGCGACACCAUAGACCUGUGAAGAGGCGCCCCCCACCCCUCACUGCGGCGGCCAGACGAUGCCCCCUUCCUGGAGACCUGACCACUGUAAUCCUCUCCACCCCACCCCCAGUCCUCUCCAGGCUCCCCUUCCCUGUCCAGGAGCACUCUGGAUACAUCUAGGUCAGUCUCCCCGGCUCUGUGGAUUGGGAAUUUGUGCCACUGUACCCGUGGCCCUGGGCAUUAGUGCCUCUAGCUGCAGUUCUCAGCUGGCAGGAGUGAGGGGAACCCAUGGUCCUUGGCAUUCACCAGCAAUAAAGCUCCAAGGUGCUGCUCUCCAGACCGCUCACUCCCCCACUCUUCUCUGAGUGAGAGGGUCUGUCUUCCCCAGCCUUGGUCCGUAACACCGACCCGACCUCUGCAAUGCCCAGGAAUUCCAGCCUGCCCCCAGCCCUUCUCUCAGAAGAGUCUGUGUCCCCCACAGGAGACUUCCCCGUAGUUGGGUGGGAGGUGAGCACUUUCAGAGUUAAUUUAUCAAUAAAAUAUUUUCAGAGACAAA
Molecule: messenger RNA, 3390 nt
Organism: Suncus etruscus (white-toothed pygmy shrew)
Lineage: Eukaryota; Metazoa; Chordata; Mammalia; Eulipotyphla; Soricidae
Gene: PRRT4
Product: proline rich transmembrane protein 4
Source: RefSeq, a predicted model, not a curated record